Molecule: messenger RNA, 7679 nt
Organism: Heterobilharzia americana
Lineage: Eukaryota; Metazoa; Platyhelminthes; Trematoda; Strigeidida; Schistosomatidae
Source: the annotation of a GenBank genome assembly
AUGUGUUGUACAUUGUACAUCGGUAAAUAGUUUAGUUUUGAUUACUGUAUUGUUAUUAUUAUUAUUAUUAUCAUUACUACACCGCUUAAAAAAGGCGAAUAAGCAGAAACAAUCAUGUCUGAAAGACACCAACAAGUAUGACCUGUUCAUCUAAUAUAUUACGAGUAUCUUUUUAUGAACCACUUUUCGUAAUAUCCUCAAAAGACUGAGAACUAAUUUUCAGAUUACGAAGAUUCCAGUUUAUGCCUUUUACAGAGAUAUCCUCUUCAUCUUAGUUACCUUCAAAACGUGGAAAUUUUAAUGUGAAUUACAUAACUACGAUAAAAACUUGGACAAAAUAUAUACUUAUGUAAUGCUGAUUACAAGUCAUUCCUUUUUACAGUAUGAUAAUUCAUUAUUUAAUUAAAACGCUCCUUUCUUGGAAAUAAUUUUAACUGAAAUUCAAUCAUUUCAAAAUAAGGAAACCUCACGUAAAUUGAUCCAGAGAAAAUCAUGACCGAACAGAUUACAUUUCAUCGUACCUCGACAAUAAGACAUCGUGCCAGUAGAAAUGGCUCAUUGAUUCAACAUGAUAAUACAACAGGUGGUACUGUUACCACUGGAAGUAUGAUUGUUCAAGGAGGUGGAGGCGGUGGUGGCAGUGGUGGUGUUGCUGCUACUGCCGGUGGUGUUGGUGGUCUUCAACCGCAGUCAAGUGUAAGACGACCAUCAAUUAUGCAAAAGUAUAUGGGUGAAAUUGAGUUCACAGGAUUAAAUCAGACAGCCAGAUUCUGUAAACUCAACAGUGAUACACAUGAUUCAGUAUUACGUGAUAUAUUGAAACGCAAAUGGGGACUCAAACCACCUACACUCAUUAUAACUGUUUUUGGUACAGAUUUUGAAAAGAAGCGGAAAUUAAAGAUGAUAUUUAAGAAAGGUCUAUGGAAGGCUGCUGAAAGUGGUUGCUGGAUUGUAACGGGUGGUUUUCACUUGGGUGUUAUGAAGUUGACUGGUGAAGCUGUUCGUGAUUACACAGAUGCUUAUGGUGGCAAUCGAAUGAUGGCAUUUGGUGUGGCCAGUUGGGAUUGUGUAACAAAGAAUGAAAUACUUGAAGCAGCUUUACAUGAGGGUACAGCAGUUUAUCAAUCAGAAGAAGAUGAUGGGGAAGAUGCUGAAGAUAGCGAACCAAUUUUGGUGGAUCCAUCGUCACAAGGCGGUUUCAAACCAGUACGUAGUGAUGUUGAAGAGCGUGCACUGGACCCGAAUCAUAAUUUUUUCGUGCUAGUUGACGAUGGGACAACUGAUCAGUUGAAAGGCAAAGACGCUGAAUUCCGUGCACGAUUUGAACGUUGCAUCUCUUUAUGGAGUUGUGCAAGCAGUCCUCAAGAACAGAGUUCUGCUACUGCAAAUCAGCAGAGUGGAGCAGCAGGUUCUGCAACAUAUUUACAACAACCUCAGAGUGGUCUUCCCACCACACCCAAUAACAGCAAUAAUGCAACCACUGGGACAUUACAAAGACAAGGUAGUACAAUGGGCGGACAGACUAGUACAACAUCUGGACCGCAAACGAGUGCAACGUCGAUUGGUAAAGCUUCAGGUACUACAGGCGGCUCUUCAAGUAAUUCUGCUUUAGGCAAAGGCACAGGAGAAGCAACAAUUAGUAACCAGCCUGUCUCAACAGGGUCUGGAACACGAGGGACGAAAGAGAAACAAGUUGUAGAUUCAAGUAUUAGGCCAGCAAAAGGUGGAAAAUCUGUUGGAAAUGAGGAAGAAAUUUUGGUACCAAUGUGUGGCUUAGUUGUCGGUGGAGAUCGAUUCACACUACGUCAAGUCUAUUGUUCAAUGAUUCAAAAUCGUUGUCCAAUUGUUGUUACAAAGGGUACAUCUGGAGCUGCAGAUGUGAUAGCAUUUGGACUGGAUGCAGCUAACAAAAUGGCAGCUGAAGAAGUUGUUGAUGAUAAGGACCAAGUACCACUGGAGGCCAGAAUCGAGUCAAUCAUCGAAGAAUUCCUGAGUGAUCUACAUCCGGAUUACACAAAUUAUACAGAUGAAGUGAAUAUGUUGAUUGAAAUUAUCAAUGACUAUACCAAUUUAGUAUCAGUAUUUGAUAUGGAAGAAGAUUCUGAUCUGGAUGGAUAUGUGAUCUCUUCACUGCUUGCAAGUGCUGGUUCAACGGUUGCAUCGGAUCAGAUUAAUUUGGAACAGUUGGAAAUCACGCUAACUCUGAAUCGUGCAGAUAUUGCACGUGAAAAAAUAUUUCUAGAAAAUAAAAAAUGGAAAAAAGGUCAAUUAAACGACUAUAUGUACCAAGCACUGAUGAGUGAUAGACACGAUUUUGUCAAGUUAUUCUUAGAACAAGGUUUUAGCCUAGAGGAAUUUCUUACAGUUUAUAUGCUUGAAAAACUCUACACGGAUCAACUAAAAAAUCUGAAUUCGAAGGUGGCUAUUUUUAAUAAAAUGUGGGAGUACAAUAGAUCACAUCGAAAACUAGGCAGAACUGUAUCUAAAGAAAACAAGACAUCUAAAGUAGCUUUACGAGAUGUUGGAAAGGUGAUCAAAGCAUUGGUCGGUGACUUUUACCAUCCAUUGUAUCUGAGUAAAGAAUUUCAAACGAAACUAAUGCCUGAGAAAAGACUAGAGGGAGCAGAUAUUCGUGAACGUUUACUCGGUUCACAUAAGCAUAGAAAUAGUCGAAAUUCGAGUAUAUGCUCCUCAUCAGUGUCAUCGAAUAAUCUGGGCGCCAUAUGCCCACGUACUCUUGGCCUAAAAGAAGGUGUACGAUUUAUUGAUCAUAGUGAAGACUUCGACAUGAUGAGUACGAAUACUUUUAACUCUGCCAUUGAAACAGGAUUUCGAAAUCCAGCCUUCUUAGAGUGGGACAAAAGUAGAACACGUGCGAUAAUUCGUCGAGGAGCUACUAGUGUUGAACCACCCGAAGAAAAUAAUAACGAUCUUCUUGAAGAUGAUGAAAAUGUGAUGAGUGGAAAUAAUACAGAUGAAUUUACUACAAAUUAUCGCCUUCCACGUAGUUCAACAGUGAUGACAACGAUAAGCGGUGAACCGUUGUUGACAUCGGGGGGUAUACAUCAAUUUGAUAGGUCAACUGAACACUUAAGAGGCAGUACUCAUCAUCAAAAUGAACAGACAAGAUCAAUACGAUCACAUUCACACAAUCGGUCUACAUCACCUUAUGAUCAAAAUGAAUCAAGAUAUCUAUAUGAUGCUGACAUUCAGCCUAGAAGAAGUACAUACCUUUCAGCGACUAGAACUAACAAUUCCAACAGGAAUGGGUAUAAAGAUCCACACAAUCGACACAGUCGCCGUUCUUCAACUCAGACCAAUGAAUAUGAUAUGUUAAUUCCAGGCCAACCACUAAUAUACAACGCUACAGUAAUGGCGGUUAAUCGAUCAGGUCAUGGUUCACGUGGACCGUAUACAAGUCUCGGUCCUGGUCAUUUUCGUAUUGCUGGAAGAGCACCAUUGGCCUAUGAUUCUACCUCUGUAGGGACUACAAGUCCUGUUCAAACACCUAAACGAACAAUGAAUGAUGCCUUACAAUUUUCAUUUGAGAAUGAUCGCGUCCAACGUAACUCUUUGCUUGUUUCAUCAUCUCAAAAUGAGAAAACAUUGAAACCUGUACUUUUUGAGGAUGAAGUGAUAAACAAAUCCUCUAGAUCAUGUUUUGCAUCUUGUCUUCAAUGGAUUUCAUCAUUCUGUGGACGAUUAUUUGGACGUAACAAUGAUUCUGCAAAAUUGAAGAAAACUAGUAAUCUUAACCAAGAACAAGGAGGCAUUAAAGGACCGAAAGAGUUCGCCACUUUACGUGCAAUGGCUGCUUUGGCUGCAGCCACGGCAGCGACUGCUGUCGCUGAUCCAACAAAAGGCGCCCAUGGAGUUAGAAUGGUACAUUUAGACCAUGCGGAUACUGCCACCGAAGACUAUGAAGAACAAACAAAAUCAAUUCAACUGGAUCGUCCUGCUAGAGAACUUCUGAUUUGGUCAAUUUUAGUGGGGAAAUUACGUAUGGCUGAAUUGUUCUGGACUAUGGAAAAAGAACCCAUAGCUGCAGCACUUUUGGCCUCAAUUCUUUUAACAUCUUUGGGGAAUAAAACAGACGACUUCACAGAUAAAGAGGAUUACAGAAGCUUUGCAAAGAAUUUUCAAGAACGUGCAGAAGGUGUACUGAAUGAAUGUUAUCGUGAGGAUGAGCAUCGUACACAGCUAAUUAUUAAUCAUGAAUUAAUUUACUAUGGUCGUAGUUCAGUAAUCAAGUUGGCUGCUGAGGGACAGAGUAUCAAAUUCAUGGCACAUCCAUGUUGUCAAGAUUUUCUUACUAAUACAUGGAGUGGUAAUUUAUCGACAAAGAAUAGUGUAUUUCGGUAUUUUAUGGGGAUUGUUUGUGGCUUAACACUGCCGUUUUUAAUUCCCAAAGUUAUCUUGUCUAAACCAAAAUCUGGUACAACAGUUGAAGGAGAGGAAUCAGGAGCUGCUGCUGAACAGCAUGGAUCUGCGCAAGUUCAUGCGUCUACGUAUGUGACUGUUGAAGAUGCUGGUAAAAAGGGUGUUCGGAAAACCCUACAAGUCAGGACAUUAGAAUAUAUUUCUCAAAUUCGUGAUUUUUAUAUGGCUCCAGUUAUUCGCUUUGUGUACAAUACACUAUCCUACAUGACAUUUCUCAUCCUGUUCAGCUAUCUUCUACUAGUUGACUUUCGAAUAAACAUUACGGUUGUUGAAUAUAUUGUGAUUGCAUGGGUGAUCACAUUGUUUAUAGAAGAAAUUAAACAGAUUGCUUGGGCUGUAUUGUCCGGUAUCAGUUUCAGGACUUAUAUUUCUGAUGGAUGGAAUAAAUUAGAUUGUGCUGGUUUGGCAUUGUAUAUUGUCGGCUUUAUAUUACGUUUAGUUGUGUUACUACGGUUGGGUGGAGGAGAGAAUAUUGAUUUUCAACAUGAACGCUAUUACAUUGUAACAGAUCCUAUACUCGAUCCUUCUCGUAUCUGUCUUGCAAUUAGUCUGUUCACAUUCUAUAUACGCUUAAUGUAUACAUUUAGCUUUCACAUUGCAUUAGGACCCAAGUUGAUCAUGAUUGGAAAAAUGGUAACCAAUGACUUGAUCCCAUUUAUGAUUAUUUUAACUGUGAUUAUGGUUGGUUAUGCGGUAGCGGCUCAGUCAAUUGCAUAUCCUAACGGUUUAUUCACCAAAGAGAAUAUGACUUUGAACUCCGAGAUCAAACAUAUGACAUUUGCAGAUAUUAUCUUCUCAAUGUAUACAACUGCUUAUUUUCAAAUGUUUGGUGAUUUCAGUUUAGAUGCUUUACAAGGAGAAGACCGUACAUGUCAGAAUCAUAUGUGUCCAACAAAGACAUCCCGUUGGCUUGUGCCUAUUAUGCUAGGAUUCUAUGUAUUGCUAACUAAUAUACUGAUGUUCAACUUACUUAUUGCCAUGUUUUCUAAGACUUAUGAAGAAAUUGAAAGCGCAUCAACAUACUACUGGAAUUAUCAAAGAUAUCAGAUGAUCAAUGAUUAUGUACACCGAUCACCACUUGCUCCACCAAUAAUUAUUGUAUGGCAUUUCUAUGAAGCUUAUAAAGCAAUUGGAAAUCAGUGUGCAAGUUUAAGAAAUGCUGAGACGACAAAGUAUAAUCCAUUUUGUGUACGCUUUACUGAUAUAAAAAAAGAAAGAGAAAUGGUCAAAUGGGAACACAUGAAGGCUAUGGACUACUUAAGAGAACCUUCAACAAAGGCUACAGGAAAAAGAGGUGUUGCAGAGUCUCGAGCUGUUGUAUUUCGUGGUGGUGGUGGUGUUGGUCCUGGUCAAGGGCCAGUUAUGGAUUUAAAAAGUGAAAUGUCAAGUGUUACAGAGGGUAUUGGUAUGGAGUUAGAAAAACGUUUCAAAGAGAUAGAUAAUCAGUUUCAACGAUUCAAUGAUGUUGAUUCACGUUUGAAUGAUGUAACGCAAUUACUGACAAAUUUAUCUGAGGUAAUCAGUAAUAUGACAGAAACUCAACAACGAAUUAUUCGACAAAUAAGUGAACUGCCUACAUGUCAGUGUAAUGAAUUCACUGAUGAAGUGGUUCCUGUGAAAAAAUCUUCAACAUCCACAACAGAUCCAACACCAGUGGAGACUAGGAAACGGACAAAAUUAGAAGUGGCAAUUCAGUCUGCUUUGGAAGCAGCUAAAGAUGUUCUUCGACCACCUACACCACCUCCUCCGCCUCCACCUCCACCACCUCCACCUAGAGAAUCCCCGGUACUUUUAGCUGCUGUAGUCCCCGGAUCAGAGGAUGAUUCAAGUGGUUCAGAAGAAGGUGGAGAUCCUUCUGCUGAUCCGACACUGGUGCCUCAAGUACCAGAUAUGAAGACUGGUCGCGUGAUAGAAAGAAAUUUAGGUGAUCAUCGUCUAUGGAGAAUGGCUCCGUUUAACUUUGAAAAAUAUCCUGGAAUGCGAAUGAAUGUACCACCGGAAAGAAUGGCGUGGACAGUUGAAUAUCCAGACUACUUUGCCUACGAUGCAUGUGAAGAAGUGUUAUUAUUCCCAUCAGAAGAAGCACAUGACGGAGAAAAUUUUACGCAUGGAAACGUCCUAUUUACUUUUCAACACAGUGAAAAUCUACGUAGUAUAAAUUUCAAUCAGUAUGAUUCUAAAGCUAAAUUACGCCGACAAAGUCUACUUGGUCGAUAUCGUUUAGAUUCAACAACUGGAGCACCAUUGAAUCCAAUGGGUAGGACAGGUUUGUUGGGUAAAGGUCUAUUACCACGUUGGGGUCCAAAUCAUUCACUUGUAUUAUGUAUUACACGAUGGACAAGAGAUACACGAACUGGUGCACAAGUGAUUCGAAGUAAUCGUGGUGUUCUACAGUAUUUGGCAUUGGAACGAAACAAGAGGCUAUGUAUGCCAUGGUAUUUAACCGAUCAUACAAGCAGAUGUGAUUUUGAUGAAUGCAUACCGAAGUUAAUUAGCAGUUUAAUCACUAGACGUGCACGUGCUAUGCUUCCAGAAAGACGAGUAGACAGAUUGUUGAAACGAAUUGAAAAAGCUGAGGUUACACAGAUUUUCAAAGGUUACCUUGAUGAUCAAUUGAAUGCUGACAGUGCAUGGAUGGAGACUGUUGUCAUCAAUUUGCAUGAGUCUGAAAGUAAAGGAGCUCAAAUUCCAGACGAUAUACUUAAGUUACUCAACGAACCUGGAACUGAGGAACAAGCCAAAUGGAUUGAAGUAUCUCAUAGUAGUAAUCUACGCACAAGUCAUAAUUAUAUUCUUAAGAAUGUUGCUGAGCUCCGAAGAGCUUUUUACUAACUAUAGAUUUUAUCAAUUAACUCAAAGGAACUAGAUACAAUCAAAUGAUAAUUAAUUAUUUAAAAAAAUUUAUAAAAAAAAACAGAAGAUAAUGAAGAUUUAUUAUUUUACAAAAUGUAUUCAAUUAAUUUUCCAGAAAGACUACUAAUCCAAGAAGGGGACACCAUUGAAACGAAAAUACAUCAGCUUAAAACAUAAAGGAACAUUGACUAAAUUUUCCUGGACUUUAUGUAUUUAACAGGAGUGUUGUUCAACUGACCAAUCAAUUCACUGACAAUUUUUUUCCAGUCUUGUAUCUUAAUUGAUCUUCUUCACCUUCUUUUUAUAUGAAAGUGAUGAGUUGAUAGAUAUGUUAUUUGAGUCCUCUGCAUAAUUACUGGAAAAUAAAAGAAGGUAAUACUCAAUCA